This is a messenger RNA of Cercospora beticola, 1824 nucleotides long. RefSeq lists its product as uncharacterized. NCBI's taxonomy places the organism in Eukaryota, Fungi, Ascomycota, Dothideomycetes, Mycosphaerellales, Mycosphaerellaceae. The record is from RefSeq and is a predicted model, not a curated record. Gene Ontology annotation, cellular component: membrane; COG complex. Gene Ontology annotation, biological process: Golgi organization; intra-Golgi vesicle-mediated transport; protein transport.
GCUGCUCCGGACCACUGUUACAAUGCCUCACCUCGCAUCUAAUGCCUCCUACGUGUGACCAUGUCGCGCUUCCAGAUUGGCGCAACGCCAACGACUGCCUCAGCAGUCUCUACACCUGCCGCUGAACCUUCGCCAGCUUCGACUCCAGCUCAAAGAAAUUCAUCGGACGACUACGAUGAUGAUGACCUCUCUACACUUCCAUAUCCCACUGAGUUACCACGUUCAGACUUCCUGAAACCCGACUUUGACGCGCAGACCUAUCUGUCGUCCUUACGAAACCGUCAUCAGACAUUAGAAGAUCUGCGCUCGGAUCUACGCUCACGCAGCCAACUGCUGAACAAGGAAUUGCUGGACCUGGUCAAUGGCAACUACGAAGAAUUCCUGUCUCUUGGAUCUGAUUUGAAAGGUGGAGAAGAGCAGGUCGAGGGCGUCCGAGUUGGUGUGUUAGGGUUCGCGCGCGAGGUUGAGGGCAUCAAGAAGGCUGUCGAGGAAAGGAGAGAAGAGGUCAAAGAAUUGCUGGAUGAGAAGAAGAGUAUCCGUCGAGAAGUCGUGAUUGGGAGACUUCUCUUGGAGGUCAAUGAACGUAUUUCUGAACUGGAGACCAGUCUUGGUAUCAAUGCAGAUGCCGAGGACGAUCAGGAUCUGGACGACGACGAGGAGGAAGACGAAGACGGAUCCGAACCUGCAAGUGCACAACUUCGGAAGCUCCAGAAGCACACUCAACAAUAUCUUAUGAUUCAGAGAAUGAUUGACCGCAUCGGCGCUGAGCAUCCAUUCUUCGUUGCCCAGAAGGGCCGACUGGAUGAGAUCAGGAAAACAAUGCACCUGGAUCUUGCGGCGGCGCUGCGACAGGCGAAAGCUGAGAAGUCUCAAGAACGCACCCUGCAAGUCAUCAAGCUUUACGCGGACCUUGGUGCAGAGGCAGAGAGUGUCAAAGUGCUGAAAGCCGGCUGAAAAGAUGGCGUACAACAUUAUUACUUUCCAAGACACGUGUCGGCACGUCUCGAGCUCGAACCACGAAGUAUCGCACGCGAUGAGCAAUGCGUGUGCAUCUCAUGAGCCUAUGGGCAAUCGCACUGAGCCCUCAGAGCGUGUUGAGCUUUGAAAGCGUCAUCAAGAAGACCGUGGUCUUGGAGGUUGAGCAUUGUCCGUGCUCGGGACCUGAGCUUCGUGGCCUCUGGAGCGGCUACACUUCGAGCACGCUGUCUCCACCUGACACAUCAGGCGGUCGCUUCCUGUGUGCUAAUGGGCUUCUCUCAUGCCAGGAUCAGCCCAUGGUCUAGGAUGUCUCCAAUUUCGCACUGCACGGCGCUACGCCUUUCGUCUGCGCACAAUAGCAGUAGGAAGUGGGAUCAGUAGCUCUCAGUCGCCUCGAAUGAAGGGCCAGCGAAGAGCGCCACGCGGUGGGUCAACGAUGCAAUGGCUUUUGCACGCCGUCGGUUCGGUCCACCACCCGAGAGAUCCAUCUCAGACCCUCAUCUCAAAGCUGCUUCGAAGAAGGAAUAUCUAAUCAGCCAUGUCUGAGCGUAUCAGUUAGACAAAGCACAUCUGACAGCCCAUCACCACUAUGUUGCAAGCAUUGUUCGCAACUGCUUUGCUAUAUAAGUCUACAGAAUGGAUUGUCUGGUUCGUCCUCCAGGACAUUCACUUCUUUCGCCGCUGCAACAGGCUCUCCACAACAGGUGCUGGCCACCUAUUUCAACUAUUAUUCCCCUUACCUUCUGUCUCCCAUUCACGGAAAAGCCGCUCACACUACCCAUAUUCAUCCUCGAAGAAAUUGCAUCUACAGCUGGUCCCACGAAGUCUUACAGUUACGAUCUUCUU